AUGGAAUGUCCAGCAAAUUCCGGGUCCAACUAUUUCAACUAUAAAGGGACGUUCAGUAUUGUAUUAUUGGCUCUAGUUGAUCAUAAUUAUAACUUCACUUGCAUAGAUAUUGGUAGUUAUGGAAGCAAUUCUGAUGGUGGUAUAUUUGCCAAAUCUGCUUUAAAAAAGGCAAUAGAAGAACACGUGUUGGAUACACCAACAGAUUCUGUGAUUUUGGGAGAUGAUGCUUUUCCGUUACUACCAUAUUUAAUGAAACCUUAUGCCAGACGCAACCAUUUAACAGAACGAGAAAAGGUUUAUAAUUAUAGGCAUUGUCGUGCAAGACGUAUAGUGGAAAACGGAUUUGGUAUCCUAUCAAGUCGUUUUCGUGUAUUUAGACGGCCAAUAACAUUAACACCAGAAAAUACAAUAAAAUUAGUAAAAGCAGCUUGUGCACUUCAUAACUGGAUCAGGAAAAAUGGAAAGAAUCCAAACUCAAUAUCUGUAGAUAUAGAAGAUACAGAAACUGGACGUCUUCUUAAUGGUUCAUGGAGGAAUGAUACUAGCCCUACUGGUUUACAGCAUUUGGGAACAAUGUUGCAGCGAAAUUCUAAUACAGAAGCAAAAGAUAAAAGAAAUAGUUUGGCCGAUUAUUUUGUUGGAGAAGGAGCAGUGGAUUGGCAGAAUCGAAUGAUUUAA
Molecule: messenger RNA, 678 nt
Organism: Diuraphis noxia (Russian wheat aphid)
Lineage: Eukaryota; Metazoa; Arthropoda; Insecta; Hemiptera; Aphididae
Source: RefSeq, a predicted model, not a curated record